AUGAACUCGGGCCAGCAGCACGCCAUGUCGAUCACCCCUCCGUCGACGGCUCCACCCUCCCUCAACAGCUUCUACGACCCACCUCCUACCCGUGACGGGGACUCCUCCAGCGGCGGGUCCAUGGACGCUCUCCCAGCCAUGCCUGCUAUGGCUGUGUUCCCUGCCAUGCCCAACAUGCCCAACAUGCCCAACAUGCCCAACAUGCCUGUUAUGCCCAACAUGCCCGCCAUGCCCAACAUGCCUCCCAUGCCUUUCCCCUCGCUCCCGCUUCCCGCACCAACCUGGAGCGCCCCUUCCCAGAACUACCUGGACGCCAACCUGGUCGCCACAACCCAAGCCACUUCCUCCGCCGUCGAGGCGCUUCACAACGCCCAGCAGCAGGCUUCCAAGACCCUCGCCUCGCUUCCCACUAGCGAGGCCGAGAAGCUGGUCAGGCGCAGUGGAUGGGCGGACGCGCAGGGCACCGCGGCCGCCAAGGCGGCUUUCAACUCCACUCUCACGGCCCAGGCUGUGUACGGGUACAGAAGCGUGGCCAAGCAGGCGCGCAUUACAAAGGCCGCGUUCAAGGCUUGGUCGGACAUGUAUGAGAAGGACCUCGACAAGGUAGCGCUUAGCGCCGACGCCAUGGCGCGCUGCGAGAUGGACACUUGGGUUGCCUCGAUGGGGGCCCAGAUCCCGUACGAGUAG
Molecule: messenger RNA, 687 nt
Organism: Cutaneotrichosporon cavernicola
Lineage: Eukaryota; Fungi; Basidiomycota; Tremellomycetes; Trichosporonales; Trichosporonaceae
Exons: 1
Coding region: 1-687 (228 amino acids)
Source: RefSeq, a predicted model, not a curated record